AUGAAAUGCAUUCCANUAAAUUUAAUUAAAUUCAUACAGGAACAAGAUUCUGAUGCUUUACAUUCUCAAGUAGUUUCUGCUAUUAAAGAAACUGUCAUGACUCGUUAUUUCUUUCUGCCGUAUCUGUAUACUUUAUUCCGUAAAAGUUAUCGACUUGGUAAUGCUGUUGCAAGGCCAUUAUUUUUUGAGUAUACUACUGAUAGAAACACUUAUUUCAUAGAUGAUCAGUUUCUCUGGGGAGAAUCUUUGAUGAUCAUUCCUGUCCUUAAUCCAAAUAAAUCAAAAGUAAAUGCAUAUUUUCCUCGAGACACUUGGUAUGAUUUUCAUACGAGCAAAAUAUAUAAUAACACCGGUACUCGUGUUAUUUUACAUGUUCCUCUCGGCACUGUAAAAUUAACUAUACGUGGUGGUUAUAUUAUUCCUGGUCAAAUUCCUGCCAAUACAACACUGGAAAGUCGCUUAAAUCCUUUUUAUCUGAUUGUUGCUUUAAAUAGUUCAAAAAUGGCAAUUGGAGAUCUUUAUUGGGACGAUGGAGAAUCAAUUCAAUCUGAAUAUAAUUAUAUAUCGUUCAAAGCAAAAAGUAACACACUCACUAUGAAUCCAGUUUUAAUAAAAUAUAAAAAUAUGCCAAAGUUAGGAUAUGUUAAAGUAUUAGGAUGUGAAGACUGGCCAAAAUCUGUUAAUGCCAAUUCAGUUCCUGCUUCAUUUGAUUACUACAUGGAUGAAAAGGUUCUCAUAAUUUCAAAUUUGACAUUGUCACUGUUAGAGAGUAAUUCAAUCAGCUGGAUAUUUUGAAAGAAACUGAAGUUGUAAUAUUAUGUAAAUAUGGUUUCAUAUUUGUCAUUAUUUUAUAAAAGCUGUAAAAAAUAAUAUAUAAAAUUGAAACAAACUUAGGAACAUCUUAAUGACUUUACAAGGAUUAUAAAUAUUGAUUUUGAACAAAAAUUUUAAUUUGUGAGCAAAAAUAAUUGCUAGUAUUUUUACAAGAUGGAAUGUAACAGAGCUUAAUCUUUUUUGUAAAUUUCAUCAAUGAUUGAAAAUUAUUUUUGAACAGAAUAAAUUGUUUUAUAAUUGGAAUAUUAUUUACAUGACAAUUGCUUAUUAUGAGUAACCUAUAUUAGGACAAUUUGCAAGGAAUAUAGCAUGUCUGAAAAUCAUUCUGUAAGCAGAGAGAAUUUGCAACAACCUAAUACUGUGUUUUAUAUAGUGUAAGAUUCAUAAAAAAGAAAUUAUGAAUUUGAAAACAGUGUAUGGCCACCAGACAGAUAACUUGACAUAAUUCAUUUAAAUCAUACUAAAUAAUAAAUUCUGGUUAUACCACACAGAAUGAAAUAAAAUAUCACUAUAGUUAUAACUGUAAUGUGUGUUGAAUUCAUUUUAAAGCAAAUUAGUUAAGAUUAUUAUCUGUAUUUCUUUGUUCUAGAACAAAUUUUGGAAUCUAGGUAAAUUGGCUUGAUCUCUAAAUUUGUCCAUUAAGCCAAUUUACUUAGAUUCCACAAUAAGAAUGCGAGCUUAAUAAUUUCCAGUUUAUUACUGCCAAAAAAUGCUGAAAGUGAAAGCAAAAAUUAUCAAUAUCCAUUGGUACUUUUUGCUUUCCUUUGUUUCAUUGCAUAGAAAUAUAUAUUUCAAAUUAGCUAAAUUCUCUAUAUGGACAUCAUUACAGCUAUCUUUUUUAAAGUGACUCAUGCUGAUUUUAUUGAUUCCAGAAACUGCCUUAGAUCUGUGCUGGAUUAAAGUUUCCCUACAAAUAAGUUUUCUGUAUAAAAGUACUCUUCAAACUGAUGAUAUUCUUCCAAUUACAAUAACUUCAUUUUGUU
Molecule: messenger RNA, 1817 nt
Organism: Centruroides sculpturatus (bark scorpion)
Lineage: Eukaryota; Metazoa; Arthropoda; Arachnida; Scorpiones; Buthidae
Product: lysosomal alpha-glucosidase-like
Exons: 7
Coding region: 1-795 (264 amino acids)
Molecular function (GO): alpha-1,4-glucosidase activity
Source: RefSeq, a predicted model, not a curated record